Molecule: messenger RNA, 1347 nt
Organism: Penicillium bovifimosum
Lineage: Eukaryota; Fungi; Ascomycota; Eurotiomycetes; Eurotiales; Aspergillaceae
Product: acyl-CoA dehydrogenase family protein
Exons: 3
Coding region: 1-1347 (448 amino acids)
Molecular function (GO): flavin adenine dinucleotide binding; oxidoreductase activity, acting on the CH-CH group of donors
Source: RefSeq, a predicted model, not a curated record
AUGUCUUCCGUUUCUACAAUUCCGUUCGCCGAUCCUCUCUGGCUGAACCGCAGUCUGAGUGCAUAUUACAACGACUCCCACCGACGACUCCAAAAAGAGGCCCGGGAGUAUGUCGAUACCUAUAUCGCCCCCUUCUGUGAAGAGUGGGAAAAGCAGGGUUUUGUCCCACAAGAGGCGAGCACACCGGCAACGAAAAGAGAAGCAAUCCCAGCUAACGCCUUUUCUGUAAAACAGGUUCACAAGCGCCAUGCAGAACUCGGAUACACAGCUGUGAGCUCUUUCCCGCUCGCUGCAGACUAUCUGGAUGGCCAGAGACUUCCCGGUGAUAUUGAUCCACGAGACUGGGACGGAUUCCAUGACAUAGUGGUCAUCGAUGAAAUAGCCCGUUGCGGAUAUUUGGGCGUCAUCUGGGCGUUGGGAUGCGGUAACUCAAUUGGUGGACCGCCAGUGAUCAACUUUGGCAAUGAGGAACAGAAGAGAAGAUUUCUCCCCGAUAUGCUGAAGGGAAAUAUCAGAUUCUGUCUGGGAGUCACGGAACCCGACGGACAUACAGCUGGGUCUGAUGUGGCUGGACUGACCACCACAGCGAAGAGAAAGGGGGACGUCUACAUCGUCAAUGGAGCAAAGAAAUGGAUCACCAAUGGCAUCUUCGCGGAUUACUGCACCGCGGCCGUGAGAACAGGUGGAGAGGGCACCCAAGGCAUCUCGGCUCUGGUCAUUCCGCUGAAGGCACCAGGGGUGACUUGCAAGAAACUUGACAACUCCGGUGUCCAUGCGAGUGGCUCAACGUACAUUGAAUUCGACGAAGUGGAAGUGCCUGUGGCCAAUCUUCUUGGCGUGGAAAAUAAGGGAUUCCCUGUGAUCAUGAACAAUUUCAACCACGAGCGCCUCUGGCUUGCGUGCACUUCACUGCGGAUGGCGCGUGUCUGUGCUGAAGAUGCCUAUCAGCAUGCCAUCAAGCGCGAGACGUUCGGCAAGAAGCUCAUCGAGAAUCAAGUGAUUCGGGCCAAGUUUAGCGCCAUGGCUCGCAGUCUUGAUGCCACAUAUGCGUGGAUGGAACAAUUGGUCUACAUCUCCGAAACGGCAAAAGAACAGGGCGUUGAUGCUUCCAUGGGAGGUCUCUUUGCCAACUUGAAGGUUCAGGCAGGUCAAACACUGGAGAAGGUCAACAGGGAGGCACAGCAGGUUAUGGGUGGACUUGGCUACUCAAAGAACGGCCGUGGGGCGAGGAUCGAGCAGGUCAGUCGCGAUGUGCGAGUGAUGGUGGUGGGUGGUGGGAGUGAGGAGAUUCUUUCGGAGUUGGCUGUCAACCAGGAGAUUAAGAGUAUGAAGAAGAGCAAGCUGUAG